Komagataella phaffii GS115 is the source of this 867-nucleotide messenger RNA. Its product is annotated as Mitochondrial ribosomal protein of the large subunit. Gene Ontology annotation, cellular component: mitochondrial large ribosomal subunit; ribosome. Gene Ontology annotation, biological process: translation; ribosome assembly. The record is from RefSeq and is a predicted model, not a curated record. Gene Ontology annotation, molecular function: structural constituent of ribosome. The transcript has a single exon. The coding region runs from base 1 to 867 and encodes 288 amino acids. NCBI's taxonomy places the organism in Eukaryota, Fungi, Ascomycota, Pichiomycetes, Pichiales, Pichiaceae.
AUGUUGGCUGGAUCUCUUUCAAGGUUGACGAGUCUUGGCUCCAGAAGGUUUUUCGGAGUAUCUUCUAUAGCAAGGCAAUCUUUGUUUGGUGAGGUGACCAGCUUGGAACAUCCGAAGGAAACCUUGGAACCACCAAAAAACGAAAACGACGCUAGCAAAACCGUUGCCCCAACAGAUGGUAAGGCUGAUUUGAGGGGAAAUGCUAUCCAGUAUAUUGACCCAUCAAAAGAUGAGAAGCUGCAAGAAUUUUUGAAAUCGAAGCCAAUUCGAAGCGUGGAUGAACUGUUAUCACCCUUAAAACGUGAAUUAUAUCUGGCCAAUGUUAAACAGAAUGGUUUUUUCAAGAACAGGCAACAAAUUGAACUGAAUGGCAGUACAUACAUGGUGAAAUUGACACCCGAAGAGGUUAAGGCGUUAGAACCCAGUGUUUAUUUAGAGUCUUACAGAAUAAAAUCGACUCCCAAAAAGGCUAACAUUGUGCUCCGUGCUCUUAAAGGACUUAGAUUAAAAGAAGCCAUUACCCAGCUUCAUUUCAUGCGUAAGAAGAUUGCCACAGAUCUUUAUAUUUUACUAGAAAGAGGUUUAAAAGAUGCUGAAACUUUAGGAUAUAACCCAGAAGAACUGUACAUCUCUGAGGCCUGGGUAGGCUCAGAUUCACAUAAGUCGAAGAGAGUGGAAUGUAAAGGAAGGGGUAGAACUGGUAUUAUUACCCAUCGUCAUGUCAACGUCAAAUUCGUGCUACGUUCUGACCAAACGUUGCGUAGAAUUACAUGGGAAAAAUCCCAACAGCCAAAGAACAACAAAAUUCCAGGGUCCGUGAUUGAUCAGAAGAUCAGAUCAAAACCUUCUGGAUUCUACAAAUGGUAA